ACGUUGACAUUGCGCGACAUGUCCAUCCAAUUUCAUUGUGCGUCUACCGUGAAUGUCAAUAUUGUUUUAAGUUUUGCCGGAGAGAGAUGCAUGGGAAAGAAUCAUCUGGAAAGCUGUUUUAAAACAGUUUGAGGUUCUUUAGACGUGUGGCGUACACUUCAGACCAACACGUAAGGACGAAUCAAACAGGACGUUCAUUUGAAUAAGACCAACGCUGAAACCUUUCUACCAGUAGAUGUCGUGAGGUAGAAAACCCAAUUUGGGAGUUCGCAGUAGUCGUUGGCUAAUAUGUCACUCGCAGAAAACGGACUCCGUCAAUGUGCAGAAUCAAUUUUUGUGUGUUGAAGUUCCCAUGGACAAACUACUAGAACCAUACGACAAUCGUCGAUGGCACCAAGGAACCAGGCUAUGGUUGAAGAUCUUCGAGGGAUAACGAGAUACAAUUUGACACUCGUUACUAAUAAACCGAUACACGUGUGGCGCACCACAGACACCCUCUUCAAAGAAUCUUUGUUGUCUUAGGCGGAUCUGUGAGAAACUUACGCUAUCAGCGUUUUCAUUUUUUUUCAGUGUCUGUUCACACAUCAAUACUACACAAAAUUCAAAGAAGCAUCUGUCAAUAAAUGGGAGUGUGCAAGUUAACAGCCUAAUCUCGACAUCAGACAGGAUCAUGUAGCUUCAACAUAAGUUUUUGUAAGAGAUACGUGAGGCGUUCGAGUGGAAAGUUUGAUUGUGUUUAGUGAGUAUCAUAGACAACCCUUUCUGAAGUGCAUUAUUAUCCACAUUCGUCUCUGGAUCUGGUGUCAUUUCGUCAUAUUCACAACAAAGACAUGGAAGGCAUUUUAAAAAUAUUUACCAGUUUGGUUUUUACCAACUUCAUGCCAAAGGAUCUGCCAACCCCUCUCGUCGUUCCGAGUAAAAUAUUCUGCGCCAAGGAGUGUGUCAAGGUCCCUAACUGUCAGUCUUUCUUUUACGAUAACACUCAAAAAAGAAAACUCUGCUAUCACCGAUCAGACGUUUUAACGAGUACAACGGGACUCAGCCCUCAAGAUAAUGUUGGUUAUUACCAGGUACACAAAGUAAACGGUGGUUGGUCCUCGUGGUCAGUAACAUCAGCUGGCCCUUGUUCGUUGACUUGUGGAAGUGGUCAGCAAACUGUUGCCAGGGCCAGGACCUGCUCUAACCCAGCUCCGGGCCAUGGUGGGGCUUCUUGUUCCGGAGCGUCAACGGACAGUCAGACACAGGCAUGUAACACCGUGGCUUGUCCAGUUGAUGGCGCCUGGGCUUCAUGGACUGUAGCGUCCACUGGAACAUGCUCACUGACCUGCGGGGGAGGGCAGCAGUCACUUAGUCGGGUCAGGACAUGUACCAACCCUCCCCCUGAUAAUGGCGGUUUAACCUGCCCAGGCUCGUCCUCAGAUACUCAAAGUCAAUCCUGCAACACCUCACCCUGUCCAGUUGAUGGCGCCUGGGCUUCAUGGACUGUAGCGUCCACUGGAACAUGCUCACUGACCUGCGGGGGAGGGCAGCAGUCACUUAGUCGGGUCAGGACAUGUACCAACCCUCCCCCUAAUAAAGGCGGUUUAACCUGCCCAGACUCGUCCUCAGAUACUCAAAGUCAACCCUGCAACACCUCACCCUGUCCAGUUGCUGGCGCCUGGGCUUCAUGGACUGUAGCGUCCACUGGAACAUGCUCACUGACCUGCGGGGGAGGGCAGCAGUCACUAAGUCGGGUCAGGACAUGUACCAACCCUCCCCCUGACAAUGGCGGUUCAACCUGCCCAGGCUCGUCCUCAGACACUCAAAGUCAAUCCUGCAACACCUCACCCUGUCCAGUUGAUGGCGCCUGGGCUUCAUGGACUGUAGCGUCCACUGGAACAUGCUCACUGACCUGCGGGGGAGGGCAGCAGUCACUUAGUCGGGUCAGGACAUGUACCAACCCUCCCCCUAAUAAAGGCGGUUUAACCUGCCAAGGCUCGUCCUCAGAUACUCAAAGUCAACCCUGCAACACCUCACCCUGUCCAGUUGAUGGCGCCUGGGCUUCAUGGACUGUAGCGUCCACUGGAACAUGCUCACUGACCUGCGGGGGAGGGCAGCAGACACUUAGUCGGGUCAGGACAUGUACCAACCCUCCCCCUGACAAUGGCGGUUCAACCUGCCCAGGCUCGUCCUCAGAUACUCAAAGUCAACCCUGCAACACCUCACCCUGUCCAGUUGCUGGCGCCUGGGCUUCAUGGACUGUAGCGUCCACUGGAACAUGCUCACUGACCUGCGGGGGAGGGCAGCAGUCACUAAGUCGGGUCAGGACAUGUACCAACCCUCCCCCUGACAAUGGCGGUUCAACCUGCCCAGGCUCGUCCUCAGACACUCAAAGUCAAUCCUGCAACACCUCACCCUGUCCAGUUGAUGGCGCCUGGGCUUCAUGGACUGUAGCGUCCACUGGAACAUGCUCACUGACCUGCGGGGGAGGGCAGCAGACACUUAGUCGGGUCAGGACAUGUACCAACCCUCCCCCUGACAAUGGCGGUUCAACCUGCCCAGGCUCGUCCUCAGAUACUCAAAGUCAACCCUGCAACACCUCACCCUGUCCAGUUGCUGGCGCCUGGGCUUCAUGGACUGUAGCGUCCACUGGAACAUGCUCACUGACCUGCGGGGGAGGGCAGCAGUCACUUAGUCGGGUCAGGACAUGUACCAACCCUCCCCCUGACAAUGGUGGUUCAACCUGCCCAGGCUCGUCCUCAGAUACUCAAAGUCAAUCCUGCAACACCUCACCCUGUCCAGUUGCUGGCGCCUGGGCUUCAUGGACUGUAGCGUCCACUGGAACAUGCUCACUGACCUGCGGGGGAGGGCAGCAGUCACUAAGUCGGGUCAGGACAUGUACCAACCCUCCCCCUGACAAUGGCGGUUCAACCUGCCCAGGCUCGUCCUCAGAUACUCAAAGUCAAUCCUGCAACACCUCACCCUGUCCAGUUGCUGGCGCCUGGGCUUCAUGGACUGUAGCGUCCACUGGAACAUGCUCACUGACCUGCGGGGGAGGGCAGCAGACACUUAGUCGGGUCAGGACAUGUACCAACCCUCCCCCUGAUAAUGGCGGUUCAACCUGCCCAGGCUCGUCCUCAGAUACUCAAAGUCAAUCCUGCAACACCUCACCCUGUCCAGUGACAUGUCCAACAAGCCAAGGCUACUCACAUGAGCCGAAAAUCAACGUGUGCUACAAGAUCCAAACAAUUGAACGAACCUGGACUAAUGCUCGCACUGUCUGUCAAGCUGAGGGAGGCGACCUCAUAGUUCUUCAGAACAGCGCCAAGGAUACUUAUAUUCGGCAGGCGAUAUAUGAUAUCAUCGGAAACAGCGAUGUAGACUACUUCAUUGGAGGGCAGCAAACGGCAACUCCUGGCUCUUGGAAAUGGAUAGAUGGAACUUCCAUCUCUGGCUUUUCAAUGUCUAACUCCAAUAAAAUGUGUUUGGAAAUCGACAAAAAUAUAUGGGAUGACGACUUUUGUAAUUCAGGCUCGCAACCGUUUGUGUGUGAAAUCGUACUGACAUAAAGAUAAACGCACGAAUGUACGGAAGCGUAGUAGGGCCACGGUGAUCUGUUUUGUCUAAGUAUCUCCUACGUAGGACUUAUUAUCUUCUACGUAUGACUUAUUAUCUUCUACGUAGGACUUACUAGG
This is a messenger RNA of Haliotis rufescens (red abalone), 3674 nucleotides long. RefSeq names its product coadhesin-like. The transcript is spliced from 14 exons. NCBI's taxonomy places the organism in Eukaryota, Metazoa, Mollusca, Gastropoda, Lepetellida, Haliotidae. Bases 831 to 3548 code for a protein of 905 amino acids. The record is from RefSeq and is a predicted model, not a curated record.